Molecule: messenger RNA, 1246 nt
Organism: Leptopilina boulardi
Lineage: Eukaryota; Metazoa; Arthropoda; Insecta; Hymenoptera; Figitidae
Exons: 6
Coding region: 575-1213 (212 amino acids)
Source: RefSeq, a predicted model, not a curated record
UUCUAGUACACAGCAGACAUUGAAAAAAUUAUAGAUCUAUAAAAAGAAAUGUCAUAGUAGUAUAUUUUAUCUCAAGUCUCAACAAUAGUUCACAUAUAAAAAUUAUUUUUAAAAGCCCUGUAAAGAAAAAAAAUCCUUUUUCUUCAAAAAAAAAAAAUAAAUAAAUAACUGAAAUAAGAAAAAAAAUUCGUUUUUUAUAAUAAUUUGAUGAGUCAAAUUUUUAAAAACAAUUUUCCUUUUUUUUCUAUUCAAGGAUUUUGGAAAAAUUAAAAUAUGGAAAAUUUAAUAACUGAAUCUUUGACAGAUUCUAAAAGAUUUAAUUUUCACGAAAUUUUUAUUUUAAACAUAAAAAAAAAUCACUUUAGUUAAAAAUCUCUGUAGAAAAUGAUCGAAGUAGAAAUUCACAAAUAGACUUACAACAUUGCUGGAACGAGUUAAUCAUGUAGCGAAGAAAGAAAAAAUUUCAAAUUCAACUAUCGAAGUCUUGAAAAAUAAUGAUGAAGAUAAAACUUCUGAUUCUUCUCAUAAUGAGGAUUUUUGUUCUAUCGACAAAAAUCGAAUAUCCCAACUUAUAAUGCAUCUUACAAAAUGUACUCAGGAAAAGAAUUCAGCACAAUCUUCAUUAGCUAUUCUUAAAGCAGAGAAUAAAGAGCUUUAUAAUCGAAAUCAAUUUUUAGAUAACGAAAUUCAAGGAGAGAAAAAUUUAAAGUUAAAGUUAUCAGAAAAAAAUUCUGAAUUAAUGAAAUUGAGACAAAGAACAAUAAAAUUUUUAGAGAUACUAAGUAAGCAAAUUGCACUUCAAGAAAUUGAAUUCACUAAACUUGCCGAAACAUUGACAAAUCUUGUUAGGGAAAAAAUUAUUAUGGAAAAUUCUUUAAUUGAAAAAAAUAUGAAAAUAAAAAUAGCGGAAUCACAAAUUGAACGAAUGAAGGAGCAAAUAGAAAUGGAAAAAUUUCUCCUUCACAAGGAACAAACGAAAAGUAUUUCUUUUCAAAUGAUCGAUAAAUCUUGUCAAACGUCUAAAGAAUCACUUAAUGUCAGUUCUAAUAUACAAAUUCCAACUUUUGAAAAACAAUCAGAAGUUGAUUUAUUUUUUCAAAUGUCAAAAAAAAUUCAACGACCAAAGAGCGUCUAUGAUCUGGAAGAAACAACAACAGAUGGAAAUAUAAUACGUGAUCUAUUUUUCAAAUAUCCCAAUUUUAUGGACAUUUAACAUUUUACCAAUAAUAAAUCUUUUAAUGAAAAA